Messenger RNA from Ananas comosus (pineapple), 2261 nucleotides. RefSeq names its product receptor-like protein kinase HSL1. Lineage: Eukaryota; Viridiplantae; Streptophyta; Magnoliopsida; Poales; Bromeliaceae. Gene Ontology annotation, biological process: protein phosphorylation. The record is from RefSeq and is a predicted model, not a curated record. Gene Ontology annotation, molecular function: ATP binding; receptor serine/threonine kinase binding; protein kinase activity.
ACCGGCUCUCGGGGCCCCUCCCCGCCGACCUCGGCAGGAAUUCGCCGCUGAGCUUCGUCGACCUGUCGGAGAACUCGAUAUCGGGGGAGAUCCCCGCCGGCAUUUGCGACGGCAGCGCGCUCGAGCAGCUGCUGCUCCUCGACAACCAGCUCUCCGGCCCGAUCCCCGCGUCGCUCGCGCGGUGCCGGACGCUGAUGCGCGUGCGCCUGCAGAACAACGGCCUCUCCGGCGAGGUGCCGGCGGAAUUCUGGGGGCUGCCCCACGUCUGGCUGCUUGAGCUCGCCGCCAAUUCUCUCUCCGGCGGCAUCGCCCCGGAGAUCUCCGCUGCCGCGAACCUCUCCCAGCUCCUAAUCUCCGACAACCGGUUCUCCGGCCCCAUCCCGGAGACCAUCGGCGAUUUGCCGAACCUCUACGAAUUCUCCGCCGCCAACAACCAUUUGGACGGGCCUCUCCCCAAUUCCCUCGCCAACUUAUCCAAUCUCGGCCAAUUAGACCUCCACAACAAUUCAUUAUCAGGGGAGCUGCUGACGGGGAUUCAGAAUUGGAACAAGCUCACCCAAUUGAACCUCGCGGCGAACGAGCUCACCGGCGCCAUCCCGCCGGAGCUUGGGAAGCUCCCGGUGCUCAACUACCUCGACCUCUCCGACAACCUCCUCACCGGGGAGGUCCCGGCGCAGCUGCAGAACCUCAAGCUCAACCAGCUCAAUUUGUCGAACAACCGGCUCACCGGAACCCUGCCGCCGCUCUACGCGAGCGGCGCCUACGCCAACAGCUUCCUGGGCAAUCCCGGCCUGUGCGGCGGCGCCUCGGGCCCCUGCCCCGGCCGUCGCGCGGGCGUCUCCGAUCGCCGCGACAUCAUUUGGAUUCUCCGAGCGAUCUUCGUGGCCGCGGCGGCAAUUUUCGUACUCGGGCUCGUUUGGUUCUCGGUCAAGUACCGGAGCUACAAGAAGAGCAAGAUCAGGAUCGACAAGUCGAAAUGGAUGCUCACGUCCUUCCACAAGCUCGGCUUCAGCGAGUACGAGAUCAUGGACUGCUUAGACGAGGACAACGUGAUCGGAAGCGGCGCGUCGGGGAAGGUGUACAAAGCCGUGCUCAGCAACGGCGAGGCGGUGGCGGUGAAGAAGCUGUGGGGCGCGCCGGCGCGUAAAGAAUACAACAACGACAACGACGGCUUCGAAGCGGAAGUGGCCACUCUGGGGAAAAUUCGCCACAAGAACAUUGUGAAGCUGUGGUGCUGCUGCACGCACAAGGAGUGCAAGCUGCUGGUUUACGAGUACAUGCCGAACGGCAGUCUUGGGGACCUGCUGCACAGCAGUAAGGGGGGGCUGCUCGAUUGGCCGACCAGGUAUAAGAUCGCGCUGGACGCGGCGGAGGGGCUCUCGUACCUGCACCACGACUGCGUCCCCGCGAUCGUGCAUCGCGACGUCAAAUCGAACAACAUACUCCUCGACGGCGAAUUCGGGGCCAAGGUCGCUGAUUUCGGCGUCGCCAAGGUCGUCGGAAUGGGGCCCAAGUCCAUGUCGGUCAUCGCCGGCUCCUGCGGUUACAUUGCUCCGGAAUAUGCGUACACGCUGCGCGUGAACGAGAAGAGCGACAUAUACAGCUUCGGCGUGGUCAUCCUAGAGCUCGUAACCGGGAGGCGCCCCGUCGAUCCGGAGUUCGGGGAGAAGGAUUUGGUGAAGUGGGUGUGUAGCACAUUGGAGGAGAAAGGCAUCGACCACGUGUUCGACAAGAAGCUCGAUGUAGCAACCUUCAAGGAGGAGAUGCGCCGAGUCCUCAGCAUCGGCCUUCUCUGCGCGAGCUCCCUCCCCAUUAACCGCCCCUCAAUGAGGAGGGUUGUUAAGAUGUUGCUCGACGUGAACCCAGACAACAACAACAGCAACAACAACAACAACAACAACAUCUUCAACAACUGCAAGCAUGAGAGGGAUGGGAAGCUGUCUCCUUACUACCAAGAAGAUGCUUCUGUCUAAGCUCGCAAGCAUGUUCGAAAUCGUUUGCGCUUUCACUAGCGCAAUUACAUGUCGUUAUCUGAAAUUUAGAAAGUUGACGUAAACUAAUUAUGAAUUCUGUAGCCGUUUAGUUUCGAUCAACCGUCUCGACAAUUAUCAAUUAUGUAAGCGAUCGGCUAAUCCCAGAAAGAAGAGAAAUGCUCGUUGAUUGAAACGAUUGUAAAGUUCUUAUAUAUAAUUUUCAAAGUUUAGACAGUGUCGGCGGCAUAUUAUGCUUUCCAGUAACAUGCACUUGUGCCUUUUUGUUUU